AUGUCACCUCCAUCCGACAACGAGAAGAGGACAGUCGGAGCAGACUCGAGCAAGGACGUCAACAAGCCGGAUCUAGUCCUUGACGAGAAGAAGGCGAGAAGCCUGCAUAACUUCAACACGACCAACUCGCCAAUUCAUUCAGCUCCUAUUUCGCCGACGCAUCGCAAGACAAGGCCAAGCCAUGACUUCGAUCGCCGUUACGAUGGUCCCUUUGGCCGUCCCUCCUUAGCGAUGACCCGGCGAUCCUCCCUGUCGCCGACCCGAUCCCCCCGACCUUCGGGUGUAUCUAUCCGGUCUCCGCGGCCGUCUACGACGCACACAGCCCAACCGGCCUCUCCUGCGGAUGAGGGAGGACCGUCGAGACCCACGUUCCAGCCGACCCCUCCCCCGCUUAACUACACUCUGCGUACCCGUAAACUCGCGAUAUUCCUCUUUUGGACCUUGAUCCUCUUCGACUCCAUCGCGAUGCCGAUAGCUCUAUACUUUGGUCUGUGGUACGGCGUCGGGCCGGGAACAAACACGGCCACCGAAAAGAAAGAGAAGCUUACCCCAAACGCGGUCUUUUCAAUUGUCACUGCCGCAGUUGGAGGAGCCAGUAUCGUGGAGUACUUCCUCAGAUUCUGGCGGUUAUGGAGGAAGGGGAGCACGUGUAGAGUCAUCGGGGCGCAUCGCUGGUACCUGGACUGGUUCCACUGGAACUUUUCAUUUGCUUGGAUCAUAAUCAUGAUUGAACUGAUCGUGGGCACCGUCCCAGAACACCCACCAAUCCGCCUGCUCUCUAUGCCAGUCACGACGAUGCUCUUCGUUUUCGGCACCGAACUCUUGUUAGUCGACACUAUGCGCUAUUUCCACGUCCCCGCACCCUGCCGCAUCUCGUCUAUACCCAAAGGCGCGCAACUACGGCCUGGGAUCUACAGUCUCAUCGAAGACAUCUGUGCCGUCGACGGAUCCGGUGGAACGGAAUUCAGAGUCGCGUUGGACAGGAGAUAUGAAGCAAGCCAUGUAUUCAGAGCAAUGCUGAGACGGUUGGGUGUGUUCUGGGCCGUCGGGGCAGAAGCUUGCGCCGUGCUUUGCACAGUGUUGAUUUUCACUCUGGACGGCGAUGUUGCUUACACCAUCGGCUGGUCGCUGCCGUUCGUGUGGGCUGGAAUAUGGACAGGUGCUACGUUUUGCACUUUCGGCGAGCCCUAUGAAGAGCAUGAGGUCUGCCCUGCAGCUGGUAGUUGCGUGAACAUGCAAAGCGGUCCUGAUGGCUGGGCUCAAAAGGCAAAUUGGGUCAUCUUGAAGGGAAACACAUGCGUUAGAUUUUACAACGAGUACAACUGUCCUGGCAGUGCUAAGACUUGGGAGCCAACUUGCCAAAGCGUGGAUUGGUCGUCGUACGUCCUCCAAGACUGGCAGAAUGGUGUGAUGAAAUCGUACACCGUUUGGAAGCGGUAG
Molecule: messenger RNA, 1440 nt
Organism: Colletotrichum siamense
Lineage: Eukaryota; Fungi; Ascomycota; Sordariomycetes; Glomerellales; Glomerellaceae
Exons: 5
Coding region: 1-1440 (479 amino acids)
Source: RefSeq, a predicted model, not a curated record